UAAAGCCACGUAAGCUUGCACCGCCUUGCUACAGCUUGCGAAGGCUUGUAUGCGUGUAUACUGCAUUAGGCGGAAUCUCUGAAAACCCUGAUGCUUUCCUUUCCCCAUUCAGUAAAACGAUUCGCUAGACUGUGGCGCAAGGGACUAUGUAAGGCAUUCACCUCGCGAAGAGCACAUUCCUCGCACGUAAUCUGUUCCUGCUGCCUUGCUUGCCAUGAGCGUAGUCCCAGUAUUUUUUCACUCAUAAGCCUGACUUCACCUUCUCUCAGCACUCCGCGCCGUCGCAUUCGCCAGCCACAUCCACCACCACUCACUCAAUCCUCGCGUUGCCGAAGUCCGCCACAAACGAGUCGAACGACCGCUCCUCGUCCGCCGGCGUCGGCGCGCGGAUGCCCGUCUCGGGCUUGGGGGGCUUGCACGUCCAAAGUGUACUCCAGUCGAUGGGUGGGGAGGUGGGGGAGGGAGGGGCCGCUGUUGAAGAGAGAGGCGUCGCUGUUGGGGAGAGAGUUGAGGUGGGCGUACCGGCAGAACUUGACGGUGAGUCGGAAGUGGACGAAGGGGUGUCGGAAGAGGGAGGUUCACCCGGAUAGGCGGAAGAGGGAGGUUCGCACGUAUAGGUGGAUGAGGGAGUUUCGCCCGUCGAAGCGGUAGAGGCAUCAGAAUGGGAAGGAGACGAGGUCGUCGAAUCCGAUUUCACAGUUUCCGUGCUUCGUCCAGCGAAGAAGGGAUGCGCG
Molecule: messenger RNA, 734 nt
Organism: Schizophyllum commune H4-8
Lineage: Eukaryota; Fungi; Basidiomycota; Agaricomycetes; Agaricales; Schizophyllaceae
Exons: 1
Coding region: 91-651 (186 amino acids)
Source: RefSeq, a predicted model, not a curated record